ACGCAGGGGCUUUCCUCGGUGACGUGAAUGGAAAAGAGUCUCGAGCUGCGGACAUAAUCUGAGCAAUAUCGCGUUCAGGACAGGAAAAAAAAGGGCUGACAUCUUCCCCACGAACUGAUUCUCGGGGAAUGUAGUAGCGGAUGCCUCUAGGGUGAGAUUUGUCAAAUUUACAGGACAGUUGGUUGGAUGUACACGGUGUACAAUAGCACCGCAGCUCACUGUGUUCCGCCCUAUUCUGCUUCACUUGCUCUCAGUAACGUUAUUAUCAGAUCCAUCUGUACGACCAGCCGAUUCAGAAGAAGAGAACCGCUAGCUGGAGCACACACAUCUCGGCUCUGCAAGCAAGAGAAUUUAGCGGAGCCAAAAGACGACAAGCCCUCAAAAAGGAUUACAUUAUCUGGAGCCAGAGUCUUUUCUUUUUUACUAACAACUUGAACUUCCUAGUUGUCUUUAAAUGCCUUAUAUUUAAUUGACAGUAUCUGUCAGUUUGGUAGUUGUAACACAUUUGGGGUGCAACAGUUUUCUUUGUUUCAUUUUCUUUUUCUAUUUACGAGAACAUUUUUGGAGUGAAAGGACUUUCCCUCCCCCGUCCUUUUCCCAUUUUGGCUCACUUAAUCUAGUUACCUUUGCGUUUAUUGUUUAAACACGAAUCCUUGUUGUAGUUAUGACUUCAUAAACGGAAUGUUCCUAACGGGUGAACUAACUGGAAUUUGUUGAGACCUUGACAAACAUUCUUUUGUGUAUCGGGAGUGUCCGUGUCCUUGAGGUUUGGAGCUUCGUUGAAAUUACAUUCCGUGGACGGAACUGAAAAGCUUCACACAAACUCCUCUAACCCAAACUCGCUGACCUCCCGUAAGGAAUCAAGUGGGAGAACAUUACACGAAAUGGGAUCCGAAAAGGACUCCGAAUCCCCCCACUCCUCUGUUAGCGGCAUUCCCAAUCCGAAAUGCCGUGGGCCGGGCAAGAAGCAAGGCAGGAUCUCUUUUCAUAGUCUCUUCCAUGGCAAACGCGGAUCCAGGGGGAACAAGGCCAAUGUGGGAACUCCUCUUGCGCAACCGCUCCAGCAACAGCAGCUGCUCCAGCCCCCCACACCCACCAAUGUUUCAUCAGACUCCUCUACGACAGACCCGGUUGAACCGUUGUCCACUAGCCAGGCCUCUCUGGGAGGUCAAGAACUCCUAGAGUGUCCCCUGUGCCUGGUGCGGCAACCUGCGGAGCAGCUUCCCGAGCUCCAGGGAUGCAGCCAUCGGUCGUGCCUGUGCUGUCUACGGCAGUACCUGCGUAUCGAGAUCACGGAGAGCCGAGUGCAGCUCAGCUGUCCAGAGUGCGCCGAACGACUUGCCCCAAGACAGGUGGCCCUCAUCCUGGAUGAUCCCAGCCUGAUGGAGAAGUAUGAAGAGUUUCUACUGCGCCGCUGUCUGGCAUCGGACCCUGAUUGCAGAUGGUGUCCAGCUCCGGACUGUGGGUUCGCAGUUAUUGCCUCCGGAUGUGCCAGCUGCCCCAGACUGGUGUGUCGAAGAGAAGGGUGUGGUGCCGAGUUCUGUUACCACUGCAAGCAAGUUUGGCAUCCUAACCAGACGUGUGACUCGGCCCGCCAGCAGAGGGCGCUGUCCUUGAGAACGCACAGUAACCAUUCACCCAGCUACACAGGCGAGCAGGGACACGCUGAUGACAUCAAGCCUUGCCCCCGAUGCGGUGCCUACAUCAUCAAGAUGAACGACGGCAGCUGUAAUCACAUGACCUGUGCUGUGUGCGGCUGUGAGUUCUGCUGGCUCUGUAUGAAGGAGAUUUCAGACCUGCACUACCUCAGUCCAUCAGGUUGUACGUUCUGGGGAAAGAAGCCAUGGAGUCGCAAGAAGAAGAUUCUGUGGCAGCUGGGCACUUUGAUUGGUGCACCGGUGGGCAUCACUCUAAUCGCUGGCAUCGCAGUUCCUGCUAUGGUGAUCGGCAUUCCUGUUUACAUUGGACGCAAGAUCCAUUCUCACUAUGAAGGCAAGAAAACAUCCCAUCACAGGAGGAAUCUCGCUAUCACUGGUGGUGUGGCGCUGUCGAUCAUCACGGCUCCAGUCAUCGCUGCUGUCAGCGUGGGCAUUGGCGUCCCCAUCAUGUUGGCGUAUGUGUAUGGUGUUGUGCCUAUCUCUCUGUGCCGCGGCGGGGGCUGCGGUGUGAGCCGGGGGAAAGGACGGGGCGUUAGGAUAGACUUUGAUGAGGAUGGCGGGCCUAUUACAGUUGCUGAUGCAUGGCGAGCGCUGAAGUCUCCCAGCCUGGGCGAGAGCAGUUUGGAGGGAGGAGUCAGCGGCCUCAGCACCACCUCUCCCAGCGAGGGUCUGUCCGUCGCCCCAGGGGGUCUGGGUGACACACCCCACUUCAACACACUCGCAGGAGGAGCACUUGGUGCAAGGACAGGAAAAUACAGCAGGCUGGAGGUGCAAGCAUCGGAGCUGGGAAAGGAAGGUGCUGGAAGGGAGACGGGCAGCUUGGGAGCGGCCAGUGACUGUGCCAGCACUCGGGGCAUGGCAGGAUCAAUCACUUCCUCUUACACCUUACCUGACCGAGAGGGCACUAACCUUGAGAUCCAGGUGGACAUUGAAACGAAACCGAGCCAUCUCUGUCUAACCACUGAAGAGGAUCUGGCUCCGCCCACUGCCCACAUGGCUCCCGGUUUGGGGGAGGGGCCUCAGGACUGCAGCUCCCGCAGGAGCGGGGUUGUCAUGGAUUCCCCUCUGGGCCUGUCGCCAGGGAUGUCACUCAGGGAGGGUCUCCGAGACGUCACCCUCGCUCAGCCGGAAAGCAUCCGCAGCGACCUAGAGAUGUCCGACACACAAUCAGAUGACAUCGCAGAGCUGACGUCCGAUGACUGCGACUCACCCCGCCCCAAGAGCUGCCACGCCGCGCCCCCACCGCAGACCACCUGCAGAGCCUUGAACCCCACCGACAGCCUGCACUGUCCCGACAACGUCAUUCUGUACGUGUGAGAGUCUCUCACCAUUGCACAAAGCCAACCGUUUCUGAGCUUUUGACGCUUAACCCGUUCAUUUGCUGCUUUUUAGAAUUAUCAAAACACCUUAAUAACAUCCAGACAGCUCAAGGAACUGAACUCAUCGCUCUGCUCGCCUGUCCCAUCUGGUUAUCACAGGCACGGACACGUCCUCUACCUCUUCAGAAACUCAUACUGUUAUUCAUCGGUUGGUGUUUACUUCUCGGUGUGGAAAUGCCUUGAGCAACAACAACAAAAAAUCGCCGAAUCGGUACUAUCGCGACCAGAAGAAUUUCCCUAGGAAACAAACAAACAAAUAAAGACAAAUAAUGCGAGUUGUCGCCAAGCACAUGUAUACGUGAAAGGCUUUCGAGUGGUUUGUAUGUUUGUUUUACUUGGAAAUCGUGUGAUUUGCAGCAUGCUAGUAUUGUUUUGGUGGCGCUGGUGUUUGCACAGAAGAACUCACACCGUUAAGACUGAUGGGAGACUGAUCUGAACUUCACUAGCAGACAGUUUGAACUGAAUCACUGACUGCCUGCCUUACAGACAGAGCACAUGCACUCCGAUCCCUAACACUGUCUGUGACUCACUGACAGCACUGUUUGUGCCCUCUUGAGCUGAGACGUGAGAGAUGUGGAUGUUUACCAGUGUUGAUUUUAUUGCUGGGUAUUAAAAUAAUAUAGUAUCAAAGAUGGAACUGCCAUUCACAUGCAUGUCUGCUGUUAUUAAUAUUAUUUAAUUCAGAUUUUUAGCCUAUUUUAUCUCUUUCUUUAAAAACAUUUCUUUUAUGUUUUUUUUUUAAUUCUUUUUAGUUAGUGCAAUCGUAGUUUUUUUAUUUUUUAUGUUGUUUUCCCUGCUAGCUGGAUGCAUGGAUGGAGAGAGAUGGGUCGGAUGGAUGAGCACUCCUGCACUUUAUCCCACUAUUUAUCAUCGUUCAACAUUGUAGGCUUAUAUUUAUGCACUUCCUUUUCUUUUCUUUUUUUUGGAGCUUCUCUGGGAAACAUUUGAAUGGCAGAGUCAUGAUUUUGUUAUUUAAUUUUGGGUAUAAUUGUGACAUGCUAUGCUUUCUGAAUCUCAUAAUUAUCUUUGGCUGCAGAAAGAGAAUCCUCGGUUUUUACAUGUAAUGGUGAAUUAGCUUUGUCUUGUAAUCACAGAAAAAAGGAAUUGUGCUCGUCACAUCUUUUGCUUUUUUUGUUUUGUUUUUGUUGUGUGAAGAUGCUUUCAUGUUUUCAGGUUUAUGAGUGGAUUGUAAAAACUACUUGAUAAAUUUGAACUAUAAACUGGUUAUGGUGAAAUGAGUGUUAACUAAAUUCAUUUACAUAAGCAAUAUGUUUAAAAGGGGUGUUAAAUGUGGCAUUGUUUUGUACAUCCCAACAAAGAGAACUGCGCUGGCUGUGAGUGUUUGAAUCAACAUGAAAAUAAACAUCUCCUCCUUUGUGGCAA
Molecule: messenger RNA, 4420 nt
Organism: Carassius gibelio (silver crucian carp)
Lineage: Eukaryota; Metazoa; Chordata; Actinopteri; Cypriniformes; Cyprinidae
Product: E3 ubiquitin-protein ligase RNF19B
Exons: 10
Coding region: 885-2975 (696 amino acids)
Biological process (GO): ubiquitin-dependent protein catabolic process; protein polyubiquitination; positive regulation of proteasomal ubiquitin-dependent protein catabolic process
Cellular component (GO): cytoplasm; ubiquitin ligase complex
Molecular function (GO): zinc ion binding; ubiquitin protein ligase activity; ubiquitin conjugating enzyme binding
Source: RefSeq, a predicted model, not a curated record